CCCUUUAUCUGCCUCUCUCUGCGUCUGCCCACUCCAAUUCUCUCUCUCUCUCUCUCUAACCCUAACCAGAGCAACGAUGGCUGUUGAGGGUUUGGUUCUUCGCGGCACCAUGAGGGCCCAUACUGAUCAGGUCACCGCCAUCGCCACCCCUAUCGACAACUCCGAUAUGAUCGUCACCUCCUCCCGUGACAAAUCCAUCAUCCUCUGGCAUCUCACCAAGGAGGAGAAAACCUACGGUGUUCCCCGCCGUCGCCUCACCGGCCAUUCCCACUUUGUGCAGGACGUCGUUCUCUCUUCCGAUGGUCAGUUUGCCCUUUCUGGCUCGUGGGACGGUGAGCUACGCCUUUGGGAUCUUGCAACUGGUGUCUCUGCUCGGCGAUUUGUUGGGCAUACUAAGGACGUGCUUUCUGUUGCUUUCUCAAUUGAUAACCGUCAGAUCGUGUCAGCAUCUCGUGACCGUACGAUUAAGCUUUGGAAUACUCUUGGAGAGUGUAAGUAUACAAUUCAGGAUGGUGAUGCUCAUACUGAUUGGGUAAGCUGCGUCCGCUUCAGCCCCAGUACGCAUCAGCCAACCAUUGUUUCUGCUUCCUGGGACCGAACUGUGAAGGUGUGGAAUUUGACCAAUUGUAAGCUUAGGUGCACUUUGGCUGGUCAUGGUGGUUAUGUGAACACCGUGGCUGUGUCACCUGAUGGUUCCUUGUGCGCGAGCGGAGGGAAAGAUGGAGUCAUUCUGCUGUGGGAUUUGGCAGAGGGGAAGAGACUUUAUAGCUUGGAUGCAGGUGCAGUAAUUAAUGCUUUGUGUUUCAGUCCCAAUAGGUAUUGGCUUUGCGCAGCCACAGAACAUAGUAUUAAGAUCUGGGAUUUGGAGAGCAAAAGCAUUGUAGAGGAUUUGAAGGUCGAUCUCAAGGCCGAGGCUGAGAAAUCUGAAGGCAGUACCGCUACUGGUACCAGUGCCAAAAAGAAGAACAUCUACUGCACAAGCUUGAAUUGGAGUGCAGAUGGAAGCACUUUGUUCAGUGGUUAUACAGAUGGUGUUAUCAGAGUCUGGGGGAUCGGACGCUAUUAAGAAAGCAUUGAGUUGAGUAGUGCAGAUUUCUUUUUUUUUUUUUUAUUCCUAAACAAAUGCUUUUCUUGAAAACCUAUUUAAGAUUUUGUUGGAAGUUUUGGAUCUUUGGCUGUCUCUUCAAGUUCUAUAUUAUAUAUUGGCUUUGAGGCCUCUGUUGUUUU
Molecule: messenger RNA, 1227 nt
Organism: Manihot esculenta (cassava)
Lineage: Eukaryota; Viridiplantae; Streptophyta; Magnoliopsida; Malpighiales; Euphorbiaceae
Product: guanine nucleotide-binding protein subunit beta-like protein
Exons: 2
Coding region: 77-1066 (329 amino acids)
Biological process (GO): positive regulation of protein phosphorylation; rescue of stalled cytosolic ribosome
Cellular component (GO): nucleus; cytosol
Molecular function (GO): ribosome binding; protein kinase C binding; translation regulator activity
Source: RefSeq, a predicted model, not a curated record